AUGGGUGGAGUAUUACAGUGGGUGUCUGGCAAUGAGCCUGUGACCUUUGAGGAUGUGGCCAUAAACUUCACUGUGGAAGAAUGGGCAUUGAUGGAUCAUUCUGAAAAGAAACUUUACAGAGAUGUGAUGUUAGAAACUUUCAGGAACCUGAUUUCUAUAGGAAUAACAAGGGAAGGAGUGGAUAUUAAAGAUGACUACAAAAAUCUCAAGAGGAAAAUACGAACUGAAAAACUAAAGAAACUCUGUGAACCUAAACAAAGUAUUUAUUGUACAGAAUUUCUCUGUCAACCUCCAGACCAUAUUAUGAAUAUCAAAUCUCUUCUUGGAGAAACAUCAUGCACAAGUUGUAUAGAAGUUCCAACCAAUGAGGCCCUCAAAGGUCACAUUGGUCACAAAACCCAUAAGGAUCAGGAUUAUCGAGAAAACCCACUUACUCAUAAGCAAUGCUAUCAGCUUUUCCUUUAUUCUUGUUGCUUUGAGAGACACGAAGAGAAAGAAAUUGGAGAGACUCAACCAUGUGCUGAUGCAUUCAAGAGCAUCACCCAAAUUGUGUUGAUGGGUUCAGAUCAGAAUUAUAAGAGCCCUGAAGUUAAACAUCAUGAAUAUAAUUGGUGUGGGAAAGCUUCCAGGAUGUUCAAUGACACUCAAAAACAUGAAGGUACUCACAAGGAAGUGAAUCCAUUAUGGUGUAAACAAUACGGAGAAGCUUUUAGACUUUCUUUCACACCCAUAAACAAAAUCGCAAUGAAGACAAACGCCUUGAAUGUGAGUGUUGUGAGGAAGCCUUCACUACGUGUGGUAGUCUACAAGAUCAUGAGAGACUUGACACUGGAGGGAAACCUGAUAGAAAUAAGCAGUUGGGGAAAUCCUUCAGUUUUAGCAAACUUCAGAGUCAAAAGAGGAGUCAAAAGGAUUCAUGCUGGAGAGAAUCCUCAAGAAUCUAAGCAAUGUCCUCAACCCAGUACUUCUCAUGACCUCCAAGGACAUGAAACCCACCAUGGAGAGAAACUGUAUGUAUGCCAGCGCUGUGGCAAAGCCUUCACUCUAUACAAAAGCCUGCAGAUACACGAACAAAUUCACACUGGAUGGAAAGUCAAUGGAUGUCAGCACUGUGGGAAAGCCUUCACUUCUUUCACUAAACUUAAGAUCCAUGAAAGAACUCACACUAGGGAGAAACCUUAUAGAUGUAAGCAAUGUGGGAAGGCUUUUGCAUCCUCUAGGUACUUUCAGAUACAUGAAAGAAGUCACACAGGAGAAAGGCCCUUCAAAUGUAAGCAAUGUGAGCAAGACAUCACUUCUUCCAGAUACCUUCAAAUAUAUGAGAAAACUCACACUGUAGAGAACCCCUAUGAAUGUAAACGAUGCGGCAAAGCUUUUACAUCUACCUGUCACCUAAAAAUACACACAAGAACUCACACAGGAGAGAAACCAUUUGGGUGUAAGCAGUGUGGGAAAUCUUUUGCUUCAUCCAGUUAUCUCAAAAGACAUGAAAGAAAUCACACUGGAAACAAACCCUUUGGAUGGAAGCAAUGUGGGAAAUCCUUCAAUAGUUCCAGUUACCUUCAAAUACAUGAAAAAAUUCACACUGGAGAGAAACCUUAUGGGUGCAAGCAAUGUGGGAAAUCCUUCAAUACUUCCAGGUACCUUCAGAUGCAUGAAAGAACUCACACUGGGGAGAAACCUUAUGUCUGUAAGUUGUGCAGCAAAGCUUUCACGUUUUGCAGUUACCUCCAACAUGAGAGAACUCACACUGGUGAGAAGCCCUACAGGUGUAAGCUGUGUGACAAAGCCUUCAAGAACUCAGGUGACCUUCAAAGGCAUGAGAGAACUCACACUGGAGAGAAACCCUAUGUGUGUAAGCUGUGUGACAAAGCCUUCAUUUCUUCCAGUCACCUUCAAGCACAUAUAAGAACUCACACUGGAGAGAAACUUUAUGGAUGCUGGCAGUGUGGGAAAACCUUCACUUACUUAAGUCACUUUAACAGACAUGAAAGAAAGCACACUGGUUAA
This is a messenger RNA of Dipodomys spectabilis (banner-tailed kangaroo rat), 2010 nucleotides long. RefSeq names its product zinc finger protein 433-like. Gene Ontology annotation, biological process: regulation of transcription by RNA polymerase II. Gene Ontology annotation, cellular component: nucleus. Gene Ontology annotation, molecular function: DNA-binding transcription activator activity, RNA polymerase II-specific; RNA polymerase II cis-regulatory region sequence-specific DNA binding. NCBI's taxonomy places the organism in Eukaryota, Metazoa, Chordata, Mammalia, Rodentia, Heteromyidae. The record is from RefSeq and is a predicted model, not a curated record.